AUAGAAGGCGACAACGCACACACAACGCCUCAGCCUGAGUACUGUUGCGACUUCUUGGGCGCGCAUAGAUGAUGCGACCUCAAAAACAACUAUUGCAUCACACGUAGUCGAUCGCGUCUAAAUGCUCGCUGCGAGGGCCUCCGCGACUGGCCCAGCCAAACCCCAACUCUACGCGAGCACGCCACCCUCAGCGAGCCCCCCUGCCGGUGGUGGGAUGUGGCGCAGCCUCGCCACCUCGCACGGCCGCUGCUGCCUCCUCGGGUCAGCGCCUCUGCAGCUCUCGCCCAGUCGCUCUCUUAGCCUCGAGCUGCUGCGUCACCGCGUCGACCGAUCUGGGUCGGCGCCGUGCCGAGCAGCAGCUGGCGGCGGCGGUGCUGCCAGCUUUGAGGCGUGGCUGGCACAGAACCCCCUGCCGGGCACCGCUCGCAACAGCAGUAGCAGUAGCGGUGGCGGCAGUAGCAGUAGCAGUAGCAGUGGCAAGGGUGUGGCAUUGGGCGCGGCAUUGGAGUCUCCGCCGGCUUCGCGAGCCCGGCAGCGCAAGGGCAGCGGCGGCGGCGGCGGUAGCAGGCAGCAGCGGCAGUCGGGGCGACCUGAGCAACGCGCGCACGAGUGGCAGCCGCCACCGCCGCCGCCGCCUCCGGCACCUGCAGCGGUGCGGCGGGCGUGGGAGUUCCCGGUGGGCUGCACACGGGAGGUGUUGGAAGCAGUGUUCCUGGGCCGGCACACGCAGCCUUCAGCGCCGUUAGGUCCACCGCCGCCGUCGUCGUCGUCGUCAGCGUCAGCGCCUUCAGCACCUUCAACAUUGUCAUCGCUGCUGACGCCAGCUGCAGUCGAGCCAAGCGGGUCACUCGCGCCGCUGUCACGCACGGCCAAGCCGACAAGGGCAGCAGCGGGGACCCUGCAUGGGCAGGCGGCGGCCGCUGCUACUGCCGCCGCGGCUGCUGCUACUGCCGCCGCAGCUGCAGAGGGGGUGCACUGGGACCCAGAGCGGCGGGCCUUCAGCGCCGGCGGCGUGCGGGUGCUGCUGCCGCGGCUGGCGCCGCGGCCUGGGGCGGCGGGGAGGAGCUCGGGGGGCCAGGAGGGCUGGGAGCUAGGCGGCAGCGGCGGCGGCGGCUUGGGGGCUGUGUGGGGCGUGGCAGACGGCACUGAGGGCCGGAGGCUGUUGCUGUCCUACCUUGACAAGCUGCAGAGCAUACAGCAGGGGCAGCAGCAGCAGGGGCGGCAGCAGCAGGGGCAGGGGCGGCAGCAGCAGGGGCACGGGCCGCAGUAUGGGUGGUCGCCUGCAGGCCUGCAGGCGCCGGCACUGCCGCCUCCAUCUGGGUUGCCAGUAGCAAUGGCAGCCGGCGGCGGCGGUGCGAGCAGCGGCGCUGCGGCGGUGCAGCUGGGGGCCCAUCGGCAGCCAGAGGAGGGCACGCAGGGCGUGGAGGUUGGGGAGGUGUUGAUGGCGGCAUUGGAUGAGGGCCUGUAUGAGGGGAUGGUGGAGGGCAUGGAUGAGGAUGAGGAUGAGGUGGAGGAGGAUGCUGAGGACGAUAGCUUGUUGAUGCAGCUUCUACUGGAGCAAGCGGGGGAGCAUGAGCUGGGAGCGGAAGCAGGGGAGCCGUGGGCAGUGGGCAGUGGUGCCAGUCGGAACGGCAAAUGCAGCAGCAGUAGCAGCGGCAGCGGCAGUAGCAGCAGGGGUGGACGGGCCAGUGAUGGCGGCGGUGCCGCCGGCCCGCUGCUACAGCCUGUCAACACAGGCAUGGUGCUGCUGAGUGCGGACAGUGCGGUGGUGGCGGUGUGGCUGGGCGGGCGGCUGUUGCGACACCGGGUGCACACAGGAUACACGGUCAGGCACAGCGCGGGCGGCUCUCAGGAGCGACACGACCGCACCGGCGGCGGCGCGCGCGGCGCGGGCGCCGCACUCCGUCGCGCCGAGGUCGUCCGCCUGUGGAGCGCCGUCGCCGCCACCCUCAACGCCUGGGCGCCGGAGCUGUCGGCGUGUGAGGUGCUGGGGGAGGGGGAGGGGGAGGGGGAGGCGGCGGAGGCACCGAGGCAGGGGUGACGGCGCCGGAGGGAACGCGGGCGCAGGUGUGGUGGCAGAUGGCCUGGCGAGUGCGGACCUGUCAGCGUUGGUCCCGAAAUGCAAUUUUGUGAGCGAAGGUGAGAGUGAGGAGUGGUGUGUACAUGACAGGACAGAUAGCGGCAUGUGGUGAGAAUGUGGAUAUGUGGAUGCAAAUGCGAGCGUCGCAGACUGGCGGGGAGUGUGUGAGUGUGGUUGAUGGCGCGGCGUGUGUGGAUCCAGCUGUGAUGGACCAGCGGCAGUGGAUAGAGUCCUUGAGGAGGCGUGGAACACGAGGAACGACACGGUGGAGCAGGGAGGAGUGUCACUGAAAUGCUUAAAUGCUUGCUUGCGAAUGCGAGUGCAGACGGCAGCGGAGGCUGUUGUUGCUUGCAAGCAGUGAACGCGGUCAGCAGAACGCACUGAGUGCACAGUGAACAGGAGUGAUGCCGAGGCUGGAGUACUUGAGGAGCGGCAGGCCUCGGCCACUUGAUGUUACCAUUUAACUUUAGAGGAGGCGUGGACAUGCACGAAGACUGUGAAGUCCAGAACGCGUGCUUUUAUUGACGUGCGUUGCGGAACUAAUGCAUACACAGACCAGAGCGGAAUGCGGAGUGGGCUUCUCCAGGCUUG
Messenger RNA from Chlamydomonas reinhardtii, 2671 nucleotides. RefSeq lists its product as uncharacterized. The coding region runs from base 122 to 2041 and encodes 639 amino acids. Lineage: Eukaryota; Viridiplantae; Chlorophyta; Chlorophyceae; Chlamydomonadales; Chlamydomonadaceae. The record is from RefSeq and is a predicted model, not a curated record. The transcript is spliced from 4 exons.